Molecule: messenger RNA, 527 nt
Organism: Limulus polyphemus (Atlantic horseshoe crab)
Lineage: Eukaryota; Metazoa; Arthropoda; Merostomata; Xiphosura; Limulidae
Product: ubiquitin-protein ligase E3A-like
Exons: 3
Coding region: 2-520 (172 amino acids)
Biological process (GO): regulation of ubiquitin-dependent protein catabolic process; protein polyubiquitination
Cellular component (GO): cytosol
Molecular function (GO): ubiquitin protein ligase activity
Source: RefSeq, a predicted model, not a curated record
AAUGGUUGCCAUGGAAAACCCAACAAAUUUGAAGAAGCAGUUAGUGGUAGAAUUUGAUGGAGAGCAAGGUGUAGAUGAAGGAGGGGUGUCGAAGGAGUUCUUUCAACUGGUGGUUGAAGAAAUUUUUAAUCCUGAUUUUGCAAUGUUUACUCUCAAUCAGGAGACUGAGACGUAUUGGUUUAACCCCACAUCUUUUGAGAGUGAUGCACAGUUUACAUUGAUUGGAAUCAUCCUAGGACUAGCAAUAUACAAUAAUGUCAUACUUGAUGUGCAUUUUCCAAUGGUUUUGUACAGAAAACUGCUGGGGAGAAGAGGCUCCUUUCGUGAUUUGUACGGCUGGAAUCCAGGCUUAGCCAGAGGCUUACAGUACUUAUUAGAUUAUCAAAGUAGUGAUAUUGAGGAUGUCUUCAUGCAGUCAUUUCGAAUCACUUACCAGGAUGUAUUUGGCACUUUGCUAACUCAUGACCUAAAAGACAAUGGGGAAGAAAUUCUAGUCAAUCAAGAAAAUAAGCAGGUGUAGUAUAAUU